AAUAAUAAAUAUGGCGUCGCUGCUUUGUGUACUGCUUGCUGUCAAAUUUCAGUGCAAUAAAUAGAAAGACUGCAAUUUAUUUCAUAAUAUUAGUAAAAUAUAUGCGAUUGUUACGGUGUUAGUGCAAAAUUAGAGCUAAGCAUUGAUAAUGUAAUAAAUAUUCAUACAUGAAGUGCGUUUUUAUUGAAAAACUUUGAAGGAGACCAAUGAAUAACAAUGAUAUCGAACCGAGAAGAGGGCCCAGUGUACUACAGGGAGAUACAGAAGAAUGCAUAUCUCAAGCGCAUCCCUAAUGAGCCGAGCGGCAAGCUCAGGCCACUCGGGCAUAAGAAACCACCUUUCAAAGCGAUGUGGACGCUCUUCUGUGUUCACAACGGCCGAACGCCGUUCCUCGAACAGUACCCGAGCCCCGAGUCCCCGGCCACGUUAACCCACAAGCCCGCUUGGCGCGCCUGCCUCAAGACAGCUAGGCAUGUGACUGCGAGUGUCAAGCCACAUACUGGCGACGAAUAUGACUUUCUUGUGGAUACGGACCAGGGUCCAGUACGAAUGCUGGCACCUGACUGGGAAUCCAUGCAAGACUGGGUAACGCUCCUCCGCAACAAACUUCACGAGCUAAAGAUCCUCUCGAAAGGCGAGAAUGUGUACACCGCUCCCUCGGCCCCGGCCGUCCCGCCCGCGCCCCGCGCCGGCACGCGGGACCCCACCUCCCCGUUGCCACCCACCCCGCCGGUACCCCCUGACAGGUAUGUUUACACCGCUCCCUCGGCCCCGGCCGUCCCGCCCGCGCCCCGCGCCGGCACGCGGGACCCCACCUCCCCCCUGCCGCCCACCCCGCCGGUAUGUUUACACCGCUUCCUCCGCCCCGACCGUCCCGCCCGCGCCGACACGCGGGACCCCACCUCCCCCCUGCCUCCCACCCCGCCGGUACCCCCUGACAGGUAUGUUUACACCGCUCCCUCGGCCCCGGCCGUCCCGCCCGCGCCCCGCGCCGGCACGCGGGAUCCCACCUCCCCCCUGCCGCCUACCCCGCCGGUAUGUUUACACCGCUCCCUCCGCCCCGACCGUCCCGCCCGCGCCGACACGCGGGACCCCACCUCCCCCCUGCCUCCCACCCCGCCGGUACCCCCUGACAGGUAUGUUUACACCGCUCCCUCGGCCCCGGCCGUCCCGCCCGCGCCCCGCGCCGGCACGCGGGACCCCACCUCCCCCCUGCCGCCCACCCCGCCGGUACCGCCUGAUAGAGUACCGGGCAUAGAGCUAACCGUCCCCUCCAGAGCAAUCGAACCCGAACACCACCACAAUGAGCAGCCCGAAGAACCAGCACCAACCAUGGAGCCGGCCAUAGAGCCCAUAGACAUCUCUCACUGGGACGAGCCGGAGCCCUUCACAUCUCUACCGAGCACUAGUCAGGAUAUACCAAAGACAACCAAGAUAUGUGGGCAGAAUAUUUGCUUGGACGAUUCGGUGCUGAGAAGGAACAAUACGGAUAGCGAUGAAGAAUUCUUCGCGGAAAUCGACCGGAUAAGCGAGGAAGUGGAGAAUACCGGAGAAGAAGUGAAGGAAUACAAGCAGACUGUGGUUGUUGAGGCUACUGCUGAAGAAACACCGAGCGACUACCAAGGCACAAACAUAACCGUGAUACAAGUAUCAAACAAGGAGCCCCCGCACACCGCCAUACCCGUCCUCGGCCCCGACACAGACAUCUUCAACUUUGACCUACAACAACUCUCCGUUGAACCCAAAGAAAACUACAUCAACAUAGUCAACACAGAAACAGAACAGAAUGGCUACGGAACGGUUUAUAAAGAAUCAGACUACGGACAUAUUAGUUUAACAACCACCGUCAACUUAAACGGAGACAAGAGUAUAUAUGAACGGUUAUGCCAAGCAUCAACAUCAACGGAGCGAUCACCUUUGCCUGUCCGAAGGCUAAAAGCUUUAGAAAAAGUUAGGAAAUCAUCGCUACCCAACAUGGAGACGUAUGAGUAUUUGUACCCGAGCAAUUCUAGCUCAAAUCAAGUGCAAGUGGAUGUGAAUAGUGGUCAAAAUUGUGUGAACAGUGGUAAUAAUUGUGUGAACGGUGGUAAUAAUUGUGUGAACGGUGGGAACUCUGUGACUGUGAAUGUGGAUUCUAGUGUUAGGGUGGUGAGGCCGCCGAGGCCGGUAGAGAGAUCGCAUAGCAAUGCUUGUGAGAGGAUUCAGAGUCCGAAGAGAGAGAGAAAUGAUAAAAACCAAGACGGCAGUCAAGGCAAGCCGAUAUGGAAGCGUGGUUUAACGGAGCUGUCUUUGCUCAGCCGGUUGCGAGGGCUAGGGCAGGGGCGGCGCCAGGACAGCCCUACAAGAUACGAGGAAGACAGGAGCGCUACAGUGGCAGUGAAAGUGGUGCGGCGCUCGCGGCCCGAGGGCAGGGUCGACGGGACGAGACGGAGAAGCAGCUCGCUCAGCAACGAUCACUCCCCCCCAUCCCGCCUACCACCCGGCCUCCGACCGUUGCGACAGCGACAAGCCGCCGCUCUGCGGGCCGAGCAACGCCGCGGGGCGGCCGUAGCUAGCAGCAUACCUAUAGCCCACCCGCCCACGUUCGUAGAUUACAAUAGGAUGGUGUGGGUGGCGAAGUGGGGCGGGUCGGGCGCGUGGUGCGGGGGGCGGGCGGGGGACCGCGUAGCGGCGCUGCGCGGCCUCACGCCGCGAGACGCCGCACACGCCAGGACGCUCUUUAAGGAGGCACGCACCAGAACGGUGGAUAUAUUGUUUCAUCGCGUCCCGCUCGGCAAGAUAUAUGUAUUAAAUAAACGAGACCACGAGAAAUUAGGUAUAAAGCUGGACAGCGAAUGCAACAUAACGAGCGUCGAACCGCACUCGGUGUGCGCGCGCGCCGGGCUACCGCCACCGGGCCGCUGGGCCCUCACUGAGGUCAACAACCAACCGCUCAGCCUGCUCAAGGGUUGCGAAGAAGAGAUGAACCGCAUAUCCGCCCACGGAACUGAAGUAUCAGUUCUUAUUCAACCAUCAGCCCUUGUCAAGAAAAUACGCGCCGCGCUCAAGCCAAACAAGACUCUACUGGGCUUGAGAUGAGGCUCAAAAUCUAAUAGCACGUAAAUAAUAUUUUGGUUGUUUUUUUAGAAAUGGGUGGAUCAACUAUUUCUUGUUGUUUUACCGUCCCGUCAGCCAGGAGAACAGUAGCACAGUUUGUUAGAACAAAUUGUACACACCUUUUGACACGCUUGGUAGAUGACCCUUUAUGAAAAAGGGUUUGUAAAUACAAAAAAAGCGUGUUUGGUGAAUUUAAAUCCCUAAAAAUCAGGUUUUAGAGUGACCCAGGAGAACGUAACGUACGCAACGAGUGACGAGAAAAAGUUGAAUCACCCAAAUAAGGCAGCACAGUUAAUGAAGAUUUUACAAUUUUCAUAAUUAUUAUAGCAAUGAUGCUUGACAGGUGAAACUGAAACUAAAUGAUCAUAAUAAUGUGAAGAGCCAAUGUGCUAAAAAUCUUUGAUGUCGGAUUUUUGCUUUUGAAAAUACGCGCAAAUUCAACAGCACAGUGAAUGGAGAUUUAACAAUUUUCAUAAUUAUGUAAGUAAUUAUAUUUGACAGGUGAAACUGAAGCUAAAUGAUCUUAAUAAUGUAAAUAACUAAUGUGCUAAAAAUCUCUAAUGUCGGACUUUUAGUUUAGAAAAGUUUAUUUGACUUAAGAUAUGGUUUAUAAUGGUAUGACAUGUCACAGUUUGGUUAUGCUGGCAGCAAUUGU
Molecule: messenger RNA, 3751 nt
Organism: Cydia strobilella
Lineage: Eukaryota; Metazoa; Arthropoda; Insecta; Lepidoptera; Tortricidae
Exons: 17
Coding region: 217-3078 (953 amino acids)
Molecular function (GO): protein binding
Source: RefSeq, a predicted model, not a curated record